Messenger RNA from Paralichthys olivaceus (Japanese flounder), 920 nucleotides. RefSeq names its product PRA1 domain family, member 2 (gene praf2). Gene Ontology annotation, cellular component: membrane. NCBI's taxonomy places the organism in Eukaryota, Metazoa, Chordata, Actinopteri, Pleuronectiformes, Paralichthyidae. The record is from RefSeq and is a predicted model, not a curated record.
UUAUUUAUCCCGGGGUAAAAAUGGAGGACGUGCGGCCGCCGCCCCUGCGGCGCCUGGAUGAUUUCCUCCUGAGCUCGGCGAGGUUCGCGCUGCCCGACGUUCGCGACCUGGACCGCUGGAACAACCGCAUCAUCAACAACCUGCUCUACUACCAGAGCAACUACUUCCUGUCCGCGCUGGGCCUGCUGCUGCUCGUGGGGUAUUUCCAACCCUUCCAGUUGUGUGUUGGGGCAGUGGUGGUCUCCUUGUUGUUCCUUGGCUUUGUCUUGGCGGCUGAGAACCAAGCUCCCAUUCGCCGUUUCCGUAGAAACCACCCGCUGAUCUGUGUGUUGGCUGUCCUGGUGGCCAGUUACCUCUUCAUAUUGGUGCUGGGAGGCGUGGCUGUCUUCCUGUUUGGCAUAGCCUUCCCUAUACUGAUGGUUCUGGUCCAUGCGUCGAUGAGACUGCGGAGCCUCAAGAACAAGCUGGAGAAUAAACUGGAAAGCAUCGGUUUGAAGAGGACACCCAUGGGACUCCUGUUAGAGGCCCUGGGACAGGAACAGGAAGCUGGAUCCUAGAGAGGAAGAGGAGGAGGAGGAGGAAGAGAAGGUGUGUGCGAGUGUGGAGGAGGACAGGCUGGGUGCAGUCAGUGAGGAAUGAAAAGAGAAAUUGAGGUUAAGAAGUGGGUGGGAAGUUGGAAGAGGAGAGGAAGAACAUAGGCGGAGGAGAGAAUUACAUGCAGUGUAAGGAUGAGACCUACUCUGUGGUCCAAUAGGAAAACGACAGGAAUCAUUAUUAACAUGUUUAGAGCAUCCCUGACUGUUUCCUGCCAAAACUUGCACUUUCAUUGAUGGUCCAUUGUAUUAUAUCAUUUAUUUUGACACGACUUCUUUGUUUUUGCACUACAUACAUGACGUGUGCAGCACUGUAGUGUGAAGUGU